CGAUUCAUCGAUUCAUGAGUGUUGGGUACGAGUUCUGCACGAGAAGCAUAACCCGAAUGGGAUCAACCAACACCAAAAAGAUCGCAAAAUGAAAUUGUAAAGAGAAAAACGGAAGAAACAGACAAAAACCCGAAAAACACGAAGGAAUCUGUUUUCCUUCCUACAAAAUUCGUGUUUCUGUCCUCAAAGCUUUUGCACAUAUACAAUGGCGUCAGUAGCUGCGAAAGCAAAUCCAUAUUUUCCUGCUGCUCCAUCAUCUAACUCUCACUUUUAUCCCUCACCUAAUUUUACCCACAAAAACUUAAUAAAAAUUCCAUUUUCCUCUGACCCUCCAAGUACGAGGCUGAUUUCGGUGCGUUCCAACAACCCCAAUCUCGAUUCUAUCAAAAUGGACCAGGCUGCAUCCGGAUUGGGAUCAGUACCUGGAAACCCGAUCCAUACGAAUGCAUCUUCCUCUUCUUCUGCUUCCAUUGAUUUCCUCACUCUGUGCCAUCGUCUGAAGACUACAAAACGAAAAGGAUGGAUUAAUCAUGACAUAAAGGGUCCUGAAUCUAUUGCUGAUCAUAUGUACCGCAUGGCAUUGAUGGCUUUGAUUGCUGAUGACCUUCCUGGAGUGAACAGGGAAAGGUGUAUCAAGAUAGCACUUGUUCAUGAUAUUGCAGAAGCUAUUGUUGGAGAUAUAACACCGUCUGAUGGUGUGCCAAAGGAAGAGAAAAGUAGACGGGAACAAGCAGCUUUGAAUGAAAUGUGUGAGGUUCUUGGUGGAGGGAUGAGAGCUGAAGAGAUCCAAGAACUCUGGCAAGAGUAUGAAAACAACUCUUCCUUAGAGGCCAAUCUUGUGAAAGAUUUUGACAAAGUUGAAAUGAUCCUGCAAGCCUUGGAGUAUGAAACAGAGCACGGGAAGGUUUUGGAUGAAUUUUUUCUUUCAACUGCAGGAAAAUUUCAAACUGAAAUAGGAAAGAGAUGGGCAGCAGAAGUCACUUCCAGGAGAAAUUCAAGAUUGGCAAACAGGCAAUGCUAGGCAUCCUUUUUUCGACUUGUAGUUGGGAUUUUCCAGCUUUUGUGGCAUUAGACGUGGAUACUAUACCCUACUUUUUUGUAUCGCUUCUUCUCACAGAAGAAAAUGCACGGAAGAUGAACAACACGUGUGAAGGUACUAACCCCAUUUAGUUUAUGUAUUCGUUAACAGAGCUUAUACUCUCUUUUCUUCUUUGUUUCCCUUUUCCUCCCAACGGAGAAAAGAGCCAUCUUUUUCUUCGAAACCCUGUGGUUUGGAGUAAUAUCCGAAUCAUCUUGCAGGAUGAAUUAGUCGAAAAUCAAAUGUAUGGAUAAAAAGUUUGUGGUACUUUUGUGUACUGAAGGUAACAAAACUUUUUUCUUUUUUUCUUUUCGUAUUUUUUGUGUGUAACUUAAACUGAAACUUAAUUAUAUGUACUUUUUAGUAGAAUUAUCAACAUUUUGUCA
This is a messenger RNA of Olea europaea var. sylvestris, 1464 nucleotides long. Its product is annotated as HD domain-containing protein 2-like. NCBI's taxonomy places the organism in Eukaryota, Viridiplantae, Streptophyta, Magnoliopsida, Lamiales, Oleaceae. Gene Ontology annotation, molecular function: 5'-deoxynucleotidase activity. The record is from RefSeq and is a predicted model, not a curated record. The transcript has 8 exons. The coding region runs from base 206 to 1021 and encodes 271 amino acids. Gene Ontology annotation, cellular component: cytoplasm.